AUGGCUACAACUAAGCUUUUUUUAUUACUAUUUAUAGCAAUGCCCAUCAUCAUACACAGUGUUAAUACAGAUUGUGACCUAAAGGUAGGGUUCUAUGCAGCAUCAUGUCCUCAAGCUGAAGUCAUCACAUCGAAGAUCAUCAAUGAAGUUAUAGCCAUUGCACCUUCUCUUUCGGGCCCUUUGCUAAGGAUGUUCUUUCAUGAUUGCUUUGUGAGGGGUUGUGAUGCUUCCAUUCUUGUUGAUUCCCCAAUAAAGCAAGCUGAAAAAGAUGCAGCUCCAAAUCAAAGCUUAAGAGGAUUCCAAAUAAUUGAAAAAGUGAAGACAGCGUUAGAGCAAGCAUGUCCUGGAGUUGUUUCAUGUGCGGAUAUAUUGGCCUUAGUUGCUAGAGAUGUUGUGGCACAGGUGGGUGGACCAAGUUGGGAAGUUGAAACUGGAAGAAGAGAUGGCAUGAUAUCAAUCCUAAAUGAGGCUUUAACUAGUCUUCCACCACCAUCAUCAAACAUAAACUCUCUUAAAGCAACUUUUCAACAAAAAGGACUUAGUCCUAAAGACCUCGUUGUCCUUUCAGCUGGACAUACAAUUGGAAUAUCACAUUGUUCAUCUUUCAUAAAUCGCCUAUAUAAUUUCACCGGAAAUGAAAACACAUCCGAUCCCACUCUAGAUUCGGAGUACAUGGAAAGAUUAAAAUUAAAGUGCCAACAAAAUACUCCAAAUAAUAAUGUAUUUGUAGAAAUGGAUCCUGGGAGUUUUAGAACAUUUGACGAACACUAUUAUGAGCUUGUUUCCAAAAGAAGAGGAUUAUUUCAAUCAGAUGCUGCUUUACUCGAUGAUCCUCAGACCAAAGCUUAUGUCGACAACCAUAGAUAUGGCAAUCGAGAAGACUUCUUUCGAGACUUCGGAUUGUCGAUGGUGAAGAUGGGUAGAACUCAAGUUCUUACUGGUAAUCUUGGUCAAAUUAGGGCAGUUUGCUCCACAGUGAAUCUACUUUAACUUUGGAUUGUUGUCAGAAUUAUGAGUUGAUUUAGUGAUUCAAAUUUUUUUUUUUUUUUUUUUCAUAUUUGGUGAUAUGGCUUUGAUUCUCAACUUCAGAAAGAU
Molecule: messenger RNA, 1095 nt
Organism: Amaranthus tricolor (Joseph's coat)
Lineage: Eukaryota; Viridiplantae; Streptophyta; Magnoliopsida; Caryophyllales; Amaranthaceae
Product: peroxidase 27-like
Exons: 5
Coding region: 1-990 (329 amino acids)
Biological process (GO): hydrogen peroxide catabolic process; response to oxidative stress
Cellular component (GO): plasmodesma; plant-type cell wall
Molecular function (GO): peroxidase activity; heme binding
Source: RefSeq, a predicted model, not a curated record